AUGCUUUUCUUCACCCAGUGCUUUGGGGCUGUCUUAGAUCUCAUCCACCUGCGGUUUCAGCACUACAAGGCGAAGAGGGUUUUCUCGGCCGCCGGGCAACUUGUCUGCGUCGUCAACCCAACGCACAGCCUGAAGUAUGCACCGACCCGCUGCGCAGCCGCGCAGACGUCCACGGAGCAAGGCGGCCUUCCUCCCUGCCAUCACCAUGAGGCCGUGCACGACCCCCAGCUGGUUCCCUGUACGUGCCCGCUGUUCUCCUGCCCGUGGGAAGGCCACCUGGAGGUGGUGGUGUCCCACCUGAGGCAGACCCACCGCAUCAACAUCCUUCAGGGGGCAGAGAUUGUCUUCCUGGCCACGGACAUGCACCUGCCCGCACCCACAGACUGGAUCAUCAUGCACUCUUGCCUUGGCCACCAGUUUUUGCUGGUCCUCAGGAAGCAGGAGAAGUACGAAGGCCACCCGCAGUUCUUCGCCACGAUGAUGCUGAUCGGCACGCCGACCCAAGCUGACAACUUCACCUACCGGCUCGAGCUCAACAGGAACCAGAGGCGCCUCAAGUGGGAGGCGACCCCCAGGUCGGUGCUGGAGUGCGUGGACUCCGUCAUUUCGGAUGGGGAUUGCCUCGUGCUGAACACUUCUCUGGCUCAGCUCUUUUCUGAUAAUGGGAGCCUAGCGAUAGGAAUUGCAAUAAGCACCAGCAAAGUUCACAACGGCGAGGCUGAAAUGUGA
Messenger RNA from Cygnus atratus (black swan), 729 nucleotides. RefSeq names its product siah E3 ubiquitin protein ligase family member 3 (gene SIAH3). Lineage: Eukaryota; Metazoa; Chordata; Aves; Anseriformes; Anatidae. Bases 1 to 729 code for a protein of 242 amino acids. Gene Ontology annotation, biological process: multicellular organism development; proteasome-mediated ubiquitin-dependent protein catabolic process. Gene Ontology annotation, molecular function: ubiquitin protein ligase activity; ubiquitin conjugating enzyme binding. Gene Ontology annotation, cellular component: cytoplasm. The record is from RefSeq and is a predicted model, not a curated record. The transcript has 2 exons.